Molecule: messenger RNA, 975 nt
Organism: Aphanomyces astaci
Lineage: Eukaryota; Oomycota; Saprolegniomycetes; Saprolegniales; Verrucalvaceae
Exons: 1
Coding region: 1-975 (324 amino acids)
Source: RefSeq, a predicted model, not a curated record
AUGACGACACUGUGGUGCUUGGUUGUGAACGACGGCAGCAUUUUGCCAAUUGAGAUCGACAAGGGCAAUCAUGUGCAAACACUAAAGCAGUUGGUUCGUGAACACCAGAAGUACAAGUUUCAUCAGGACCGCUUGGAUCUCUUUCUGGCCAAGAAAAGCGACGGUACGUGGUUGCAAUGGAGAAGUUACGAUGUCCAAGCCUUGAGAACGGACGAAAAGACCGAUGUCGUUCAAGAGCUUCUGCAAAAUCGACGAAUGGGUUCCUUGUACAGAAUUGACGACAGCUCAUUCGGCUUCCCCGACGUCAUCGAUGAUGGAGACAUCCACAUCUUGGCGGUUGUACCGCCUGACAAAUGGCGUGAAGUACGUCCAUCCAACAAAGCCAAGUCAACGCUUUGGAUUGAAACGGAAGUGUUUAUCAUGCCCCCAAGCGCAGUGGUCGACCUCAACAGUGUGACACAAGGCACGGUCCAGUCUACCUCUGAGCUUUCGCAAGCCCUCCGACGCUACGGGGGCUUUCCGCCGUCGUUGUUUGUCCGCCAAGAAAUGAAGAUGGCAUGGAGCAUCCUGCACGACAACUACAUUGGACAAACCCCUUCCAAGAAGACGACCGUUCUCGUGGGGUCCCCCGGCGUCGGCAAAUCAGCGCUCCUCGUGCUUUUUUGCUGCUAUUUGGCUGUCCAUUGCAAAUUCCACAUCUUCCUCGCACGGGAUCUUAUGGGCAACGGGGGCCCUUCCCCCGACGUUGUGCUGUGGUUUCGUGGCGCCAAAGUCACGGGAUAUCCAGACUGUUACCCGGACGAGGUUGCCUCGUUAAGGAAAUCGUUCCUUGCCGAGCGUAGAGGAAACAAUAUCCUGGUCGUUGGUGACGGCUACCUCCAGGCAACCUUCAAUGAUGGCCCCCUGAGGAUCUUGGGCGGAGGUCACUUGCUCUCGUCUUCGCUAAAGUUCAUAUGGGGUGUCUGUCCGAGAUGA